Messenger RNA from Vicia faba (fava bean), 591 nucleotides. NCBI's taxonomy places the organism in Eukaryota, Viridiplantae, Streptophyta, Magnoliopsida, Fabales, Fabaceae. The record is from the annotation of a GenBank genome assembly.
AUGUCUGGUCAGGAGGUGAGUCAGGACAAGACUAGUAUUCUUUUCUCCAAAAAUGUUAACAUGAGCAUGCAAACAAAACUCCAACAACUAUCUAAAUUUAGAAGUACUAAGAUUUUUGGCAAAUAUCUGAGAGUACAAUUAAGUGGGAAAAAGCUCAAAAGUAAUGACUUUCAGUACAUUAUGGAGAAAGUGGCUGCAAAGUUAAAUUGUUGGAAGAAGAACAGUCCGCGCUUGCUGGGAGAAUUACGUUGGCCAAAGAGCGUUAUUGAGGCUAUACCGUUGUAUCUAAUGAUGACAAAUAAAUUGCCUAAGUUUUGCAUUGAUUCUAUUCAUGGCUUGCAUAUGAGAUUUAGUCUUAGGAAGGAUGUUGCUAAAACUAUUCCAAUCAUGAUGAAAACAGGCAUGUGGGUAGUAGUAGAUGAAGAACUUAGCGAAGCUAAAGUGUGUGAUUUGGUUACUGAGAGUGGUGAGUGGAACUUCAGGACUAGUAAUGACAAAUUCUUGGUUAAGGAGAUGUUCAAAGAAAUAGAAGGAUACAACCUUGAUAAUGCUGAUGGAGAUUGGAAAAAAUAUGGAAAGCUUCAGUUCUGA